Molecule: messenger RNA, 1019 nt
Organism: Polistes canadensis
Lineage: Eukaryota; Metazoa; Arthropoda; Insecta; Hymenoptera; Vespidae
Product: protein N-lysine methyltransferase METTL20-like
Exons: 4
Coding region: 152-982 (276 amino acids)
Biological process (GO): peptidyl-lysine trimethylation
Cellular component (GO): mitochondrial matrix
Molecular function (GO): protein-lysine N-methyltransferase activity
Source: RefSeq, a predicted model, not a curated record
GUGGAUCCAUAAAAUAAGGAUCGUCGAUAAGAACGCAGGAGAGAUCCGAAUGUCCUGGACCAAAUAAGCCGUGCCCCUUUGUACACACGUAACGACACGACGUUUUAUCGAUAAAUCCCAACGAAGAGAGAAACACCGAAGAAUCGGAGAUAUGAAAAGAGGCGUCAAGAUUUUGCACGAUUUGCACGCUUUGAUUAAACGACCAAUGUCGAGAAAUUCAGCAGGAAAUCUUAUCGAAACAAUUAGAAAUAGAAAUUGGCAAAUUUUUGAUCGAGAUAUCGUCGAACGAGACAAAAUAGUGGACACGAUUUUAAAGUAUACGGAGAUCACUAACGAUCACAUGACUCCUGAUUUAAAGCUUUUUCUUUUGACACCUAAGUGUUCUUUAUAUUAUGAUUCGUUUGAUAAAAUCAAGAAAAAACUCGAUCAAGUGGAAAUACAAACUUUGAACAAUCCAUUUUGGUCCAUAUACUGGCCGGGUGGUCAAGGCUUGGUAAAGUUCAUAUUCGACGAACAAACAAAUAUAUUUACGCAUUCUAAGAAGGAUAUUAACGUUUUGGAUCUUGGAACUGGUUGCGGCGCUACGGCUAUAGCAGCGAAACUACUUGGAAUUCGUAAUGUCAUGGCAAAUGACAUCGAUAAAGUUGCCUGCAUAGCCACGCUCAUGAAUGCUACAUUAAACGGCGUGGAUGUUCAAGUAUCGUGGGAUAAUUUAUUGGACAGACCACUCGAAAAAUCGUAUGAUGUUAUUUUUAUCGGAGAUCUACUUUACGAAGAAGAAUUAACCGAAACUUUAAUACCGUGGCUACUGGAUGUAGCCAAGAAAGGAACACGAAUAUUUCUUGGUGAUCCUGGAAGGCAUGGACUUACAGAUAAAUUGAAACAAAAUCUGAAACUAUUACGUCAAUACGAAUUGCCGGAAAAUACGCGGAAGGAAAAUAAUGGUUAUCGCGAUGUUUACGUAUGGCAAUUCAUUAACUAGCUCCCGAAUAAAUACGUAAAAGUAUGCUCAAUUAAAA